This is a messenger RNA of Brettanomyces bruxellensis, 1356 nucleotides long. RefSeq lists its product as uncharacterized. The transcript has a single exon. Gene Ontology annotation, molecular function: protein binding. The record is from RefSeq and is a predicted model, not a curated record. NCBI's taxonomy places the organism in Eukaryota, Fungi, Ascomycota, Pichiomycetes, Pichiales, Pichiaceae. Bases 1 to 1356 code for a protein of 451 amino acids.
AUGGAUACAUCCAGUCGACUUCAGCCGGAAUUUGCAAAGUUCGGAUCAUCACCACGAUGUCUUAAAGAAUCAAAUGGAAUAAUAGUUGCUGGAGGAAUAGCAUCGCGUGAAACCUUUAAUGAUUCAAGUACUUUGAGUUAUGCUCCAUCAAGCAACUCACCGAAUUCUUAUCGUAGGAAGGGAUUUUUUGGUCUUCAUGUUGGUGAAACAGGAUACACUGAAAAUGGAAAUAUAGGGACAUUGAUUAAUAAUUGUGUUACGAUAAACAAGAUUGCCAACUCUCGCUAUAUGUCCCUUGCGUGCAACAAUGACCAGAACUUGUACGUGAUGGAUAUAAGUAAUAAAAGUGAUGCAAUAUCCCCAGAUUACAGUGUUAAUCUGUCUGUUGCAUUGAAUCAUGCUUCGUUAUCGCCAGAUAUGAAAACGCUUGUUACGUUGGGGGAUAGUCCCAGAAUUUUUAUUAUGCACCCAGAAGAGAAUAUGAGAGAGGUUGCGAAGAGAGAAACCAUAAUAACACAGUCUGAUUGUGGCUUUUCCACAUGUUGGAAUAAUUCAGGUACAUGUUUUUCUGCUUGCUUCCAGGAGGGGGUGAAUUUUAUAUAUGAUAUUCGUAAUAUAUCAAGACCAAUUCAUAAGAUAUAUUCAACCAGAAAACAGCUUCAAAGCGGUGCUUUUCGCGUUUGCAAGUUUAGCGGUGGUACAGAUGAUUUAUUAUUUAUUUCAGAACACCAAGGUCGUGUUCAUGUUGUUGAUACAAGGGAUUUUAUGACGCACCAUGUUAUAUUAUUACCUAAGCGUUUAUAUGAUGACUCUGAUGGAUACUAUAACCAGCCUAUAGUGAAAAAAUAUGAGGAUGUCUGUGAUGUGGAUCAUAGACUAGGUUAUCCGAGAACUUCGAGAAUGUUUCUGAUUGACGUUGAUAAACUUCAGAAAUCAAAUUUCUUUAAUUUCAAUCGGAACAACUGCCCAAAAAGAUAUCCUGUUGCUAAAAUGAGGGAAGAUGCAGUUGAAUGGAUGAAAACCCCAUAUAGUAGGCAGCCAUCAACAAAAGAAAGAGAACUUCAUGAGCAGAUAGUUUGUGACCCUCUUCAAAAUGCUUGUAAUUCUGGAACAAGGGUUGUUCGUACCCCCAUCAGAGGUCGUGGUUAUCAUGAUGGUGUAAUUCAGAAUCCUCAAAACGAUCCAUUUUAUUAUUUGGACUCCGAACUGGAAUUAACUGGCCUUGAGAUAGUUAACGCAGGUAAUGAAUAUGGAAAUGGUCAGCAUUCAUUGGUAAUUGGAUCAGAUGAUGGCUUAAUACACUGGGAUAUUGAUAGUUGGAGACGAAGAUGCUUCCCAUCCUACGAGUUAGCAUGA